Aspergillus tanneri is the source of this 936-nucleotide messenger RNA. Its product is annotated as alpha/beta fold hydrolase. The record is from RefSeq and is a predicted model, not a curated record. The coding region runs from base 1 to 936 and encodes 311 amino acids. Lineage: Eukaryota; Fungi; Ascomycota; Eurotiomycetes; Eurotiales; Aspergillaceae. The transcript has a single exon.
AUGUACCCCCUCACCCCAGGCCACCACACCUUUCACUCGGAUACCGAAAACCUCACUUUCGAAUACAUCAUCCAAGCGCCCACCUCCCACCACAACCAUGCCUUGGAUCCCAAUAACCUGCUCAUAAUCCAAUGUCCAGCAUGGGGCAUCGGCUCCAACUACCUCCAAGCCGGACUUCAUGCUCUCCUCUCCCCCAGCACAACCCAUCCCCACGCCCAUGCUCUUCUUUUCUUUCAUCCGCGCGGCACAGACGGGAGUUCACGACCAGAAACAGACACGCAUAUGUCAUCCAUGCAUCUCGCGUCAGACAUCGAGAACCUGCGUCGUCAUCUGGGUAUUGAGCGGAUCCCAGCGCUGCUGGGUCAUUCAAACGGCGGGGGGAUCGCCCUAGUAUACGCGGAGUUGUAUCCCCACAGAGUGGAAAAAUUGAUCCUCCUGAAUCAUCGAUUAAUCGGAUUUGACGAUGGAGAUGGCGUGGAUUGGACUGUUUUGCGCAUGGAUCCGCGGUAUAGAGAUGUUCCCUCCAGGGGUUGGAAAGGGAUAAAUUCCUCAUCUGAUGAGGUGUUUACGCAGUCCGUGAUGGAGAGGUGGCCUCUAUAUUUUUGGGAUCCGAGGAAAGGUGUUCCCGACUUGGUGGAUGCCAUUGGGGAGCGGAGGAUGUCUGUUUGGUGUUUUUGCGCGGUUAAUAAGGGUAUUAGGGAUUUGGAGGAGUCGGGGGAGAUGGUAAAUAGGCUGGAACAGGUGCAGGCAAAAACAUUGAUCAUCUUCGGCAGGGAGGAUUGGAUAUGUCGCGUUGCUAAUGCGGAGAGGACGCAUCGAGGUAUUCCAGGGUCCGAGCUGCGUGUUUAUGAGAAUUGUGGGCAUUUUCCAUGGAUUGAACAGAGGGAACGGACGCUGAAUGAUAUACGGACAUUCCUGGACAUCCCGAUUAUGUAG